AUGGGAGGUAAAAUGCAGGACUUCUUACUGCUGACGCUAUUGGUUGCAACGGCCAUUGGGGAUGGAAAGCCAGUCGAUAAAGUCGCAGACGACUUACAAGCUGAAGCCACAGGAUAUGGUGGUCUUGGAGGUGGUGGUGGCCUUGGAGGUGGAGGCCUUGGAGGUGGUGGUGGCCUUGGAGGUGGUGGCCUGGGAGGAGGUGGAAUCACUCUUGGAGUUGCUACUGUAGGCCUAGGAGGACUCGGCGGUGGAGGCGGAGGUGGAUUCGGAGGUGGAGGCGGGCUCGGCGGUGGAUUUGGAGGCGGACUCGGUGGUAGAGGUGGAUUUGGAGGCGGACUCGGCGGCGGAGGUGGAUUUGGAGGCGGGCUCGGCGGCGGAGGUGGAAUUGGAGGCGGGCUCGGCGGCGGAGGUGGAAUUGGAGGCGGGCUCGGCGGCGGAGGUGGAUUUGGAGGCGGGCUCGGCGGCGGAGGUGGAUUUGGAGGCGGGCUCGGCGGCGGAGGUGGUGGUGGCCAGACAAUCAUUGCUGUCCCGCUAAGAUUACAACUGGGUGGUGGUGGUGGUGGUGGUGGUAGACGUGGAGGCUACCGCGUGUGGUGGGACUAA
This is a messenger RNA of Limulus polyphemus (Atlantic horseshoe crab), 603 nucleotides long. Its product is annotated as glycine-rich protein 23-like. NCBI's taxonomy places the organism in Eukaryota, Metazoa, Arthropoda, Merostomata, Xiphosura, Limulidae. The record is from RefSeq and is a predicted model, not a curated record. The coding region runs from base 1 to 603 and encodes 200 amino acids. The transcript is spliced from 3 exons.